Dufourea novaeangliae is the source of this 222-nucleotide messenger RNA. RefSeq names its product BBSome-interacting protein 1 (gene BBIP1). Lineage: Eukaryota; Metazoa; Arthropoda; Insecta; Hymenoptera; Halictidae. The record is from RefSeq and is a predicted model, not a curated record. Bases 1 to 222 code for a protein of 73 amino acids. The transcript has a single exon. Gene Ontology annotation, biological process: receptor localization to non-motile cilium; cilium assembly. Gene Ontology annotation, cellular component: BBSome.
AUGUCAGAAGUAACAAACACUUCUGCAGAAAAGAUUGACAUUGUCCUUCCACAGCAAGGCUUGCUGUAUCAGGAAGAAAAUCUGGAUUACAUACUUUGUAAACCCAAGUUAAUUCCAUUAAAGUCGAUUACAUUGGAAAAGUUGGAAAGAAUGCAAAGGGAUGCUGAGUUAAAGAUCAAAGAAGCUUCGGAUGGAGAGGACAAGGCAGAAAAUAAUGAAUAG